GCUCUUGAAGGACUUCCCUCAAGAAUAGGAUUACCGAGCUUCAGCCGAUAGCGUAGGACUCCGUUUUACGCCUCUCAUCGAAAACGAACAAAACAGUUUAAAAUUUUAACGGUUUCUUUUAACGGAGCUUCGUCUCUCUUUUUUAUAUAUAUUUAUAAAAUGUGUGCGUGAGGAAGGGCUUGGAGAUAGUUUUUAAUACAGAGUGAUUAGGGAAGUGAUUAACACGGACGAGUUUUGGGGCAAAGGACUGUGUAACGUUCUUCCAUUUUUAUGAGAUGAGCCUGAUCAUACGUAAUUUGCAGAGAGCUAUUCCAAUCAGGAGAGUCCCACUUCGCAAGAAUAUAGAACAACUCCGUUAUAUUUUGGGUGUGCAAAAGUUUGACCUUGGUGUAAUUUGUGUUAGUAAUAUGUACAUACAGCAAAUCAACAGAACUUACAGACAGAAGAAUAUCCCUACUGAUGUGCUAUCUUUUCCUUUUCAUGAGAAUCUAAAAGGUGGAGAAUUACCCCAGCCCUGUUUUCAAAAUGACAAUUUGGGAGACAUUUUUCUAGGUGUAGAAUAUAUCUAUCAACAAUGUAGACAGAACCACGAUGAUUAUAACAGCAUUCUUACAGUGACAGUUGCUCAUGGCAUGUGCCACUUACUUGGUUAUAAACACAAUACAGAAAAAGACUGGCAACAAAUGUAUGAAAAGGAAACACAAAUUCUGCAUGAAUUAAGCAAAUUGACAGGCACAAACUUUGAACCUCUGUCAAAACACCAUUUCUAAAUGUUGUAUUUAUAUGUUGUUUCAUUAAAAUAAAUCUAUUUUAUAAAAAGAAA
Molecule: messenger RNA, 823 nt
Organism: Thamnophis sirtalis
Lineage: Eukaryota; Metazoa; Chordata; Lepidosauria; Squamata; Natricidae
Product: ybeY metalloendoribonuclease
Biological process (GO): rRNA processing
Molecular function (GO): metalloendopeptidase activity
Source: RefSeq, a predicted model, not a curated record